AUGGAUCAGAAAAAUUGUACUCAGGUGACAGAGUUUGUACUCGUGGGUCUCACGGAUCGUCAGGUGUUGAAGAUGCCCCUCUUUGUGGUAUUCUUAUCCAUCUACCUUUUCACAGUGGUGGGCAACCUGGGCUUGAUCCUAGUCAUUAGAACAGAUGCAAGACUCAAUACACCGAUGUAUUUCUUCCUUAGCAACCUGGCUUUUGUUGAUUUCUGUUAUUCUUCUGUAAUUACCCCCAAAAUGCUUGGAAAUUUCUUAUACAAGCAAAAUAUUAUAUCCUUCAACGCAUGUGCUGCUCAACUAGGCUGCUUUCUGGCCUUCAUGACAGCUGAGUGCUUGCUCCUGGCUUCCAUGGCCUAUGAUAGAUACGUGGCUAUAUGCAACCCUCUCCUCUAUAUGGUUGUAAUGUCUCCAGCAAUCUGCAUUCAGCUUGUAGCUGCCCCCUAUACCUAUAGCUUCCUGGUCGCACUAUUUCAUGCCAUGCUAACCUUCCACCUCUGCUACUGCCAGUCCAACGUUGUCAAUCAUUUCUACUGUGAUGACAUGCCCCUCCUGAGGCUAACUUGCUCAGACACUCACUCCAAACAGCUCUGGAUCUUUGCCUGUGCUGGUAUCAUGUUCAUUUCCUCCCUUCUGAUUGUCUUUGUCUCCUACGUGUUCAUUAUUUCUGCCAUCUUGAAGAUGCGCUCGGCUGAGGGCAGGCGCAAGGCCUUCUCCACAUGUGGCUCCCACAUGCUGGCGGUCACCAUAUUCUACGGAACCUUGAUCUUCAUGUACUUACAGCCCAGCUCUAACCAUUCUCUUGACACGGAUAAGAUGGCCUCUGUCUUCUACACAGUGAUCAUCCCCAUGUUAAACCCCUUGAUCUACAGUCUCCGGAACAAGGAAGUGAAAGAAGCUGUGAAGAAAGUGGUCCUCCAUAGAAACUGGGCUUUUAUGUUCAUUAAAUUAAGAAAAUGA
Messenger RNA from Lepus europaeus (European hare), 960 nucleotides. RefSeq names its product olfactory receptor 8U9. Lineage: Eukaryota; Metazoa; Chordata; Mammalia; Lagomorpha; Leporidae. Gene Ontology annotation, cellular component: membrane. Gene Ontology annotation, molecular function: olfactory receptor activity; odorant binding; G protein-coupled receptor activity. The coding region runs from base 1 to 960 and encodes 319 amino acids. The transcript has a single exon. The record is from RefSeq and is a predicted model, not a curated record. Gene Ontology annotation, biological process: G protein-coupled receptor signaling pathway; sensory perception of smell.